This is a messenger RNA of Culex pipiens pallens (northern house mosquito), 5760 nucleotides long. It is a transcript of the gene Fas1, whose product is annotated as fasciclin-1. NCBI's taxonomy places the organism in Eukaryota, Metazoa, Arthropoda, Insecta, Diptera, Culicidae. Gene Ontology annotation, molecular function: cell adhesion molecule binding. The transcript has 17 exons. Bases 444 to 2687 code for a protein of 747 amino acids. The record is from RefSeq and is a predicted model, not a curated record. Gene Ontology annotation, cellular component: extracellular matrix. Gene Ontology annotation, biological process: cell adhesion; extracellular matrix organization.
AGUCUGCGGACAGCGUUCGUGCGGGUUAGAACUCUGGUUUGCUCCCAAGGUCUUCUAGUCGCGGAGGUUCGUCGUCGUCGCGUUCCGGGGGAAAUAAUAGGGUCGUCCGCGUCCGUGAGGUUCGAACUUUUUCAGUGACGCAAUGAUUUUCGAGCCGGUUCAUUCAAUUUCAUGCCUCUUUUUCGCAAAAGUGUGAGUGUUUUUUGCAGAAGGUGAUUGAUUCCAAAAUAAAACAACAACAAGAGGAUACAACAACGCGCAACAGAGUCACAAAGCCAAGAAGAGAGUCAAGUUUUUAAGGUGGUUUGCGUGUGAUCUCCCGUACCGGCGAUCGUGUGCAUCCACACUCAACAGGUGUGUGUCCAGUGUUUUUAAGUGUAUUGGUGGUGUUUUGGUUCGUUGAUCCAGUGGUGAAGUGAGAAAGAGUUAAGAUCGGCGAGAACAUGAAGAUCGGAUCAAGGUGGUUCUACGCAGGUGGUGGUGGUGGUGGCGUUCUGGUGCUGCUCAUGAUGAUGAUGGUUGCAGCGAGUACGGUUGCGUCCAGAACGCCGAUCUCCGUGACGCUGGAGCAGCACAUUAGCGAUGAUCCGGAUUUGUCACAGUUUUACGACCUUAUCGAGCGCAAUCCAAUUGCAUCGGCUGCCCUGAAGCUGCGAGCGCUGACCAUCUUCGCCCCCACCAACCAGGCCUUCCAGCGCUAUCUGGGCAAUAAAACGGUCGUCCUGUAUCACAUAUCGACGGUGGCGACCCCCCUCGAACAGCUGGGGACGACCAUCACCUCGGACUACGACGGCAACCCGCCGAUCUACGUGACCCGGCGGCGGCUCCCGAACGGCAGCGAGGACAUCUACGUCAACAACGCCCGGAUCAUCCGGAGUCGGUCCAACGUGCAGCUGGCGAACCAGGCCGGCAAGAAGCAGGUGCUGCACAUAAUUGAUGACGUAUUAACACCGCUGACAGUCAAUCCAUCAACCUCGUUCGAGCUGUACAACCCGGACGCCUUCCAGUUCAUCCAGCACGCCGAGAACCUGGACAUCAAUCAGCAUCGCAUUCGCUCCUUCCGUCAGAAGAUCGUGAUGACGCGCAAGGAGGACAUCUACAAGGCCGUCGGAGGUCACACCUUCCUGAUUCCGGUUGAGGAAGGUUUUAAGCCCCCACCGCGUCCGGACAUGAUCGACCGCAAGGUCAUCGACGGGCACGUCAUCCCGAACAAUGUGAUCUUCACGGCGCCGGCCCCGCUGGACGACCCGCUCGAGACGCUGGCGUUCGAGGAUAACCUGAAGGUCACCGUUACCUUUUUCAAGCAGGGCGAGGGCAAGAACGCGAAAGUUUACGUUCGCUCGAACACGGUGAUCGGUGACUCGCGCCACGCGUCCGGCGCCGUCCUGGCCGAGAUCGUCAAGGCCAACAUCCCGGUGCGCAACGGAGUGGUUCACCUCAUCCACCGGCCCCUGAUGGUCGUCGACACCACCGUACUGCAGUUCCUCGAGCAUUUUAAAAACCACGAUUUCUACAAACACGACCAAGACGCCAUAGAGGAUGGCGAACAGUCUGUCCCAUCUCACGCCCAGCCACGGAAGGAAAAAGAGGACGGCCCACUGUACAAGUUCUACGAGCUGAUUGCCGACUACGCGCCGGACUUUUUCAAAACGAUGGCCAACCUGCAGCAGAUGACGCUGUUUGCACCCAGCAACGAAGCCCUCAGCCAUCCGAUUGUGGGAAAUUUCAUCAGUAAUUUAACCCAAAACAUAACUAGAGACGUCGACGGGAAUGUUGACCACUCUUCCCCCUCCUCAGCGUGGAAUCGCGAUAAGCUCCGAGAAAUUCUGAACCUGCACCUGGUCCGGGACAGUGUCACCACCGACAAAAUCCGCAAGAACAACCAAAAUCAGAUCUACCAAAUCCCGACCGGGGCCGACAAGAAGUUCCUGUACUUUAACGUGAUCACGAACCGGUACGACCACAACCAGACCAUCACGGUGGAGGGCGGUGGCGUGAACGCCACGAUUAUCCUGAGCGACAUUGCCGCCACCAACGGCUAUCUGCACAUCAUCGACCGGGUGCUGGGCAUUCCGUACAUGACCGUCCAGGAGAAGAUCGAAACCGAUCCGAUGCUAAACUUAACGUACCAGUUUGGCCGGCUGAACCAGUUCAACGAGCAGCUGAACAAAACCACCAAACGCUUCACGUACUUCAUCCCGCGGGACAAGGCCUGGCUGCAGUGGUUCCAGGAGCACCAGGGCGCCAACCUCAACAGCUUCCUCACCGACAUCUACCAGACAAGAUCCGUGCUGGAGCGCCAUCUGGUGGUGGCGGACCGGGUGUUUACCAUGGCGGACCUGAAAAGCAUGUCCAACGAUUCGCUCAUCCUGCCGACGGUCGGGCCGCACAACCUGCAGAUCCGGGUCCGGGAGGAGGACCGAAACGAAGAUGAUUACACGACGGGGACGUUACAAUCUGGAUUCCAAAUCCAGUGGCGCGACAGCCCGAAGCCGAAGGAGUGGGUGAACGUGUUCCGGCCGGACGUGGAGUGCACCAACGGCAUCAUCCACGUGAUCGACCUGCCGCUGGUGCGGGACAACGACAUCAGCACCAGCGGGACGGCCAGUUGGAGCAGCAGUAAAGGGGGCGCCUUGCUGAUGGCGGCCGUGACGUUAGUGACUAUGGUCACGCUGAGAGGUCACUAAGGUGUGGGAGGUUUGGACGAGCGAUUUCCGUGAAAAAAAGAAGGAGAGAAUAAUCACAUAGAUAGGAGCUUCACCUUAAUUUGAAAAAAAUAAUUUGAGAAUUUUGUGUGAGACUUUUUCUAAACAAAACUCAGAAAACAAGACACGAAAAAAACGCUCUUUUCCUAUCUAAUAAAAUUCAUCAUCGCCCCAGCGUCGAGCAAAGUGAAAAGAAAAUCGCGCGCUCGUUCUAGUUUUCACAAGAUUAUUUUUGCAGCAUUUCUCUCUCGGCGCAGCCACUAGAUUAAGUGGACUUUUCUUUGCCUCAGUCCAGCGAGAAAAGACGAGCUCUUAAAAUUUUCGUAAUAAUUAAAAAAAACCCCUUUCUCCGUCUGUGGCUGCAACCAUUUUUCCACUUUGCUGCACCAGUUUUUCAGCAGUCAUCGUCUGGCUCUGGCUCUUUUUCCGAGCUGAAGAUAAAGGCAAAAAUAUAUCUCCAUUCAAGCAGUGCUGGCCUCAUUUUUUGGCCGCCCGGAACGAAUGGAGGACGAAAGUUUUGAUAAAGAUGUUGUUUUUUGAGCGCCGAAUUUCGUUCAACGACUUUUAAUUGAAUUUUAUUAUUUUAAAUCUCCGACCGUAGAGAAAAGUAGGCGGAUUUUACGCUUUAAAAAUACAUCACAUCAAAAAACACUGAGGAACAGAAGACAGAACACGAUACUGCCGUUACACACAUAUGUAUUUCACAAAAUCAGAGAAAGAAACAUAACAUUUUACACGAGAAAUAUUUUUUGCAUCACAAAAUGAGCUUCUACUUUCGGUUUCGAACAAAAAGAUUCACAAAAAUCCGUUCUUACACAACAGCAAAAAAAUAUCCCUGCACUCAAAAUAGUUUUCACCACAAUGUUGCAUGAAGAUAUACGUGAUUUUUUUCCAUUUGGCAUUUCAUGCAAUAGUGACAUGAACGUCAUGUGGGAACUGAAUCUCAGUGCACAGACCCUCGAUGGCUGUUCACUACCGCAUCACGCAAUGUUUGCAUGAAUUUCUAGUGAAAUUAGCAUGACUCUCCAUGCAAUAUUCACAUGACCUGAAUGUCAAAUUCACCUGAUUCUUAAUUGGCAUUUUAGUGGGUUAUUUCAUUAUUUUUUUUCAGAUAAAAAAAUAAUCAUACAUAAGUCAUUAGUUCUUUAAACUUUUUAUUGUCAAAAGAUUUGAUUUUCCGAUCUUUAAACCACAAUCUUAAUCACAUUUCAUAAAACACUAUUAAUCACAAUUCACUAGCAAUUUAGCUGCUUCCCGGGUGAAGGGUUGAAGUUGGGUGGAUUUCUUGUAUUUUUGUUGAAUUUGAUUCACGUAUCCGGAUUUUCGGUAACGGUGUGCGGGCCGGUAUGCUGGAGCACUUUAGCAGCCUUAAUUUUCUGUCGGUUCCCUCUAGCGCCUUUCUCAGCUUACUUGUCUCCAUUUUGCGACCUUUGGUGGCCUGGUUUUGCUGGGCCUUGCGCUCCUCCGGAUUUAUGUUUCUCUCGGCUUUUCGGAGGUCGACGACGAUUGUGCGCUGGAAAAUUUGCUUCACGAGGAUCUAGAAAAAAACAAUUGCAAUUUGAUUUUUUUUAAAUACAACAUGAUUACAAAAAUACUUACCAUCGAACUAGAAAUCUGGCUGAAAGAGCGCGACGAGGAAUGUCAGAAAGUGACCAGCUGAAUCGACAAAAAAAAUUAAACGAUGUUCACUUCAAGAGAAUCAGCAGCAGACUGACCGUCCUCAGACUGCUCGCCCGGUUUGAAAUUUGCAGACAGGAAUUUCAUGCAACCUCUUCAAACAUUGUUGCAGACACACAAAACAUUUCACCACAAUGUAGCAUGAAAAGGUAAGUGGAUUUUUUCCAUACCAGUUACCCUGUGGAUUUGACUAGAUUUUCAUGCAGACCUAAACACAGCUGACUGUAAGCCACGCCUCCAAUUUUUCAGGCAUGAAUUUCACGUAACGUUCAAUUGUGUGAGUGCAGGCUAUGUGAGAAUCAAGUUGGGAUGACGUGAAUUCACUGUGACAGUUGCAUGACUCCUGUAAAACGUUGUUCUGAACCAAAAAUGGGCUGCCACUGGAAUUUUCAUGCAACUAUGUGGUGAAAGGUUUUUUGAGUGUGAAAUUGGCAGCACUGCCAAAACGCAAACUGUCAAAUCGGCAAGGUUAUUAAAUUAAAGGUGGGACUUUAAUUAGAACAACUUUUUUCAAAGUUGCUUUCUGCUCUGUAAAUAAACGGCAAAAUGGGAGGCGAAGAGCGUGUAGUUAAAUAAAGAAAAAUCGUCGUUUCAUAAAUAUUUGUCAAACCAAGCUAAAGAAAGGUGGGAAUUUUAAAUAAAUGCGUGACUCCAACUUUGCGUUUGACAGCUUGUGUCCUUCAAAAUUUUGUUUGCAAACUUGUCAGUUUUGACAGUUUCCGUGUUGUUUGAAAAAGUAUGUCGGAAACUAUUUCUGAAAUUUUGCCGUAGUGGAAUACCACCUUCAGCAUACGCUCAUCCUAAACUACUCAUUUCUUAGUUAUUUACCAACAAAUUAUUUGUCAAAACAUAGUUUAUUUUCGUUGCUAAUUCAGCUAAAACUUAACGAAACUGAAUGAAAACAACUCAAAAAUGAGCUAUUUCGGAUGAGCGUGCAGACAAAUGAAUCAGGGUAAACAGAAAUGAAGGUAAGUCACUGUCAAAUACAGAGUUGUCAUCAAACGCAAAAAAAGAAGGUGAAACCUGUUGACGCCAAAUUCGCAAACGACAGCUGAAUCACGCCAGACUAGAGGUAUUGUUGUUUUAAUCGUGAAAAUAAAAUGCUUUUAUACACCGAUUUCGAAAAAAUGAUUUCAAAUGCACGUCAGUUUCCUGCGCCAGCGCUGUCAAAAAAAAGUUUGAUAUUAGAAUCAAAAUGUUUUCGCAAAAGUAAGAAAUUGUUUCGACCUAACCUCAAUCAGUUGGUGUGCCUUAUUCGAAAAAAAAAGUUGUAAUAAAUUAGAUGAAAUUGACACGUCGUUACGGAAAUUUUCCCCAUUCCCGCCACCCUACAAAAGGCCUUUUCAUUGUUUUGUAGACACAGCUGUCAUGAGAGAAA